GUUAAGGAAGCCUGUGUAGGUCUUGCAGGAAAUAAUUAAAAGAUAUAUCAGCAAUAAAUGUAUACAGAUACAAGUAUAUGAAGCAGCAGUGAGUUGUAAGACAUUGGCAGCGUAUGCAAUAUUAGCAAUGACUUGAUAUUUUGAACUACCAUUACUACAUGCAUUAUUGUUAUACUAUAUAUUUUAUAUCCACAGCACCAUUCUUAGUGGUUAGAAUGCAUGUAACCAGAGGACACCGGGUUCAAAGCUCGGUGCUGCUACCAUUAUCUUCUGCUGUUCGUUUACAACAGAAUUGUGACAUAGAAUACCAUGUUUAAAACUGUUAGCUUUGGUGUGGUGUGUUUUGGGCAUGAUGGUUAACGGUAAUUGCUCUAACUCAGUGGUCACUAAUGGGUUUCCCAUUUGUUGGCAAUGCAUAGAAAUAAAACAGCCUUCCAAAACUUUUUAAUAACUAUAUUUUUAUGUUAAAACAAAUGUCUUAUUCAAUUAAGCAGAGAAUAAGAUGCAGGUAAGCGUCUUUGUGCUUGUUCUGUUUUGUUUGUGUUUGUCUGUGUAUGGAAAGAACAAACACGAGGGUAGUAUCAAGCAUGAUGAUCCAAUGUUGAACACUGAGACACCAAACUACAAAGAAUAUUGUGUUAUUGGUGCUGGACCAGGUGGACUUCAAAUCGCUUAUUAUCUUGAGUCUUCUGAAAGAGAUUAUAUUGUCUUUGAAAAAGGCCAUGGUGCUGGGACAUUCUACAACAAGUUUCCAAUUCAUAGGAAAUUAAUCAGCCUCAAUAAAGUUUACACGGGUAAAACUAACAAGGAGUUUAACAUGAGGCAUGACUGGAACUCCCUUUUAAGCAAUGAUGAAAGCCUUCUUAUGACCAAAUACUCGGAGGAGUUUUUCCCACCAGCAGAUGUACUUGUACAAUACUUAAACGAUUAUGCCACAAAACUGAACCUGAAAGUUCAAUACAACUCAACCAUGCAUGAUAUCUUGAAACGAAAAGAUGGUUUAUUCCAAAUGUGGGAUCAACAUAACAACGCAUAUACUUGUAAAUAUGUCAUUGUAGCAACUGGAAUAGCAAAGCCAAACCAUAUUGACUUUCCAGGAUCUGAUCUGACUGUACCUUAUGAGGAUUUAACUCUUGAUCUAAAGCCUUAUGAAGGAAAGAAUGUUUGGAUUCUCGGGCGUGGGAACUCUGCGUAUGAAGUCGCACAACAUAUUAUGGGGGUUACAAACUUUAUUGCAAUGAUGGCGAAAACAAGGACAAGGCUAGCUUGGGCAACUCACUAUGUGGGUGACUUGAGGGCCAUUAAUAAUGACCUGCUCGAUAAUUAUCAACUCAAGUCAUUGGAUGGACUAUUUGAAGGUGAUGUGACAGUGUUGAACUUAAAGAGAAGCAACCUUACAGGGAGAAUAUACACACUUGAACCUGGUAGCGAUAGAGAUACCAUCCCGGGUGGAAAGGAUGUAAAAAAGUUCCAAACCGACCCAACACGAAGAGGAUUUGAUCAUGUGAUUACCUGCCUUGGUUUCAAGUUCGAUGAUUCAAUCUUUCAUCCCUCCAUUAAACUUAGAAAAAGUGGCAGAUCCACCUCUAAAGGAAAGUAUCCGCUCAUCAGCCCAAUGUAUGAAUCCUUGGAUGUUCGGAACUUAUAUUUUGCUGGUACAAACACACACAGCUUGGAUUGGCGUAAAUCAGCUGGUGGGUUCAUCCAUGGCUACAGAUACACAGUACGUACUUUACAUCGGAUCAUGGAAUGGACACACCAUGGGGUUCAAUGGCCGGCUGUCAAGUUCUCAAACCCGCUGGAUCUACUGCCUCAUGUUUUAAAGAGAGUUAAUGAGGCUUCGGAUAUUUAUCAAAUGUUCUCCGAGAUUUGCGAUGUCAUAAUCUUCGGCGAGGACAAGAUUUCCUCCGAAUAUCUGGAAAGUUUCCCGUGCCCAUUGGUCAGUAUCCUGCCGCAUGUAAGUGGCCACAAAGUCCCAGGCUCGGUUAUGGUCCUUUCAAUGGAGUAUGGUAAAAAUUUCUCCGGUGUGGGGAAAGAUGUUUUUCAUGGGAAAAGAGCGGCCAGGGAUCCAAGAGAAGGCCACAAAGCCAGCUUGUUACACCCUGUGAUAUAUUACUAUGGAAAGUUGUUUACAACUGCAGACCACAUCCAUAAACAUAAGCAGUGGGUUCUUCCUGUCCCUGAUCGCAUUGUGAGUUUAAUUGAGGAGUUCACGACAAAAUUCGACGCAGAAAGAUCUCAUGUCCUUAUGUUUAGAAGAUUUAUAGAAGACAGCAUUGGUGUUGAUAUGAGACAUUGGUUUGCGAACCAAUGCCUUAAAUUGUCACUCACCGAAACAAACAUCCCCCUUGGUUGUCAGACUCCAUCCUUACCUGCUGUAACAGAUUUUAUCUCAAACACAGUGAACGCAACUCCUACAUACCAGCAGCCAUUAGUUGAACUUGAUGUUACGAACAAUCAUAGAAAUUACAUCAAGUAUCUUCCUAGAUAUGUAACUAAACUAAAAUAGAGGUGUAAAUACUCAUUACUAUUGAUUGAUGCAUUGUAAAAUUACAAUUUGACAACAACAGCAGCAUAGAACAUGAUGCAUAAAUAUUAGAGAAGAAGUAGAGAAAGAUUAAAUACUUGUUUUACAGUUAUUGAUUCUUGUAAAGUACUCUUUAUGGUAAAAUUACACCAAAUUUAAAUGUAAUUUCUAAUUUGGAAACGGUAACAGAACGGAGAAAAUUUAUAAUGUGUAUAAAAUAUGAAUUGUAUUUACUUUGAAUGUAAUGCCAAAAGUCAUAUUAUUUAAAAAUUAAAAAUCUAUAAUUGAUGAUAAAACAAUGGUUGUUCUGACACAUUAAUGUUAAAAUAUUGAGCGGUUAAACCAAAGACAUAGUGAAUUCCAUAACAAAAAUGAAUCAAAUUGUACUAAAAAUAAUGCGAAAGUUCUAAAUGUAACUAUUGUGAUGAUUGUGUGUUUUAUUGAUAAAGAUUUUUUUUAUUAUUGUGUUUCUUGAUAUUAUGCAGACAGCAGUCAACUGAAUAUAUUGCAUUUUUCACUGGACUUUUCAUAAUCUGCAAGUUGUAAUUUUUUAAUUAAAUGGCUAAUUACUAAAAACUGUUUUAUAUAAAAAUUGAACCACAGAAAUUGUUUCAUAAUCUAUUUGAGCACUGCUAUUUUUGUUAAAUGUGCCAAUAUAAAGUUGAACUAAUCAGGUUCAUAAUAAUGUUUUAAUUGAAU
Molecule: messenger RNA, 3226 nt
Organism: Ciona intestinalis (vase tunicate)
Lineage: Eukaryota; Metazoa; Chordata; Ascidiacea; Phlebobranchia; Cionidae
Source: RefSeq, a predicted model, not a curated record